Giardia duodenalis is the source of this 2469-nucleotide messenger RNA. RefSeq lists its product as uncharacterized. The coding region runs from base 1 to 2469 and encodes 822 amino acids. The transcript has a single exon. The record is from RefSeq and is a predicted model, not a curated record. NCBI's taxonomy places the organism in Eukaryota, Fornicata, Diplomonadida, Hexamitidae.
AUGAGCUUCAUUGUUCUAGAGCUUUCCUUUUUGAACAUGGAUCGAUUAUCAUCAGUGGAUCUUAAUAAUAGAGUCCUUAGAGUGUGCCGGGUAACGUAUAGUGAAGGCUCAUCGGAGCAGUCGGUCCAAGAACACCAGCGGACGCGCCCUCGCUGUAGAAUUACAGACGAAGAGCUUCGCUCUCUCUCGCUGACAAACGAGCUCAUUUCUAAGUAUAUUGAUUAUGCAGACUUUAUCUACACGGCUAUCCCCAACGCCUACACCAAUGCAGAUGCCAGUAUGCGGAUACUUCGCCAAAAGCCCUUGUUGCUCGCCUCCAAUAUCGAUACCUAUCACGCCCUUAUCACCGAGGUCUCCCUGUCCAAGUCGCCACUCUACAAGUUUCCUGUUCUUUUUCUUUCAACAGCUGUCGUAAUGAAUAUAGCAAAGUCUGCUCUUCUAAGUAGCUUUUCGCAUCCCCUAAAUACUCAGCUCACUGCACUUACCACGUCUCCAACUUUGCACACUGUGAGCGCAAUUGAGACGACCAUUAAUUUUUCAGUCAUGACAGCGAAGCAACAUGAAAAGCGUGUGAAGAAGGACCACAGCAGCGUGUCUGGAGACGUUGGAAUUGAGCCUACGCUCAAGCAGAGCCCACUACUUAGUCACCAGAGCUCCCUGGUCCAGUCAUCUAGUAGCAUGACACGAUCACAAACAGGAAUAACGCUAAAAACAGUCGACGGAACCAUAGAGCUCCUCAAAAUUCUUUUGUCCAAGUACAGGGAUUCAUUCGAGAGGUAUCUGUACUUUUAUAUGUCCCAUACUCUAACUAUACCCAACUUUGAGACAAUGGACAGCCCUCUAAUUCUUAGAGUGGAAGCAGACAGAUAUGUAACUCAAGAAUAUUUGUCUCAACACUGCCCUGACUUGAAGGUACAGCGGAUAAGGCACUCCUUGCAUGGCUUAUCGUUUUUGCUAUUUGAAUCAAUUAGCGAACUAGAUCGGGGGCUAGCCUACUUUUCCGACCAGUUUGCUGUGGCGCAUCCUCCCAAAACCCAGCUUGCUACUCAGGCGCCUGUCGUGUCCCAGUCUCCUAGUUACUUGAUUAACUUCUUUGACAAUCCAUCUCUUACUAAAGGCUUUACCCAGUAUGUCCCACCCAUGCAAGUAUCCAUGUGGCCGAUGACACCGAGAGCCACUGUAUUCCUGAAUAUAAUGGCUCCCGAUCUUACUCAAAGCUUGCACAAUAUAUUUCAACAAAAGCGUGCCAAUAAAGAAGGUCAAUCAAAUGCUUUCCCAUUAGUUCUAAAUAAAUUUUCCAUAGAAACAAUACCCUGCAGUGUCACCAAUCUUGUGAGCAAUAUGCCAGCACAAGAAAAAAAGGAGGACACAUACCGCGUGUCUCUGCAGACAUCGGUUAAUAUAAUGUACCCAUUCCACAUUAGCAUCAAUUCGUCAACACAGCCAAACGAUGCCGUCUAUCAGUUUCUUAUCAAAUCGAAGCAUCUCUCCAAUUGCGUACACUUCACAGAAAGCCAAGCUUUGGCACUUCUAAGGUAUGGAGUGAUCCAUGUGCCCAAGGAUAUAGACCACUCCAUGCACAGUCCAUACUUAUCUCAUGGAUCUCAUCAGCCCCAUGCGCAUGGACCAUCAUAUGGCAGCUAUGGCGGGCAUAGUCAUAACACUUACGCUAACUAUAGUAAUCACCUCAGCACAACGGCCAGCGGCCCUGGGCGACCAGAAGGUGACGCACAUUAUUAUAACACUAACUCUGCUUAUCGGAAGCACAGGCCUCAUCAAGCAUGGAAUACCUCUCCAAGCACUGUAACAUAUACAUCUGGAGAGGGAUCUGCGACGAGUAGACCGUCUCGAUACACCUAUGGACAACCCUCGAGAGAAUACAUUAUGCCUCACUCUAAUGAGGUCGUAUGUAUCCGACUAAAAGGUGCUAAUACAGCCCAGGCAAAAGAUCUGAACUCGUUUCUCGCGUCUCUUAAGCUUCUAGAUCUUUUAGCAUGGAAUAAAUACUGUGUUCUGUCUCGCAGCAAGGGGCCCAUUAUUCGCUCUAGUGCAAAGGGAUUUGGAAAUGACAACUUUUGGCUUCUAGUCUGUGCGAACCACGAAGACGCAACGCGUGUUGCUAGCACGGUGAAUGAUACCAAAUUUAUGAAUUACACACUAAAGUGCGAGAUUAGUACAGAAUCUGUUGAUAUUUCAGAUGCGCAGAGGAGUAUAGCUUGCUUUAUACCAGACAACCUUCCAAAUCCGUGUACGGUGGUUUCCCUCAAAAAGCUUCGAAUACAAGAGCUCAAGCGUAGUGUUGAAUCGAGAAGCAUUGCACAACCAGAUACGUAUCAGGAAUCUCCGAAGGGAAUCGCUCUUUUCUAUGGCGACAGUGCUGCUGCCGAACGAGCCCUAAACUUCUACCGUACUAGAAUAGGUACCACAGAGUGCAUGCUCUUUACUCUGCCGCCUUCAUGGUAUUCAUAG